Molecule: messenger RNA, 2701 nt
Organism: Cuscuta epithymum
Lineage: Eukaryota; Viridiplantae; Streptophyta; Magnoliopsida; Solanales; Convolvulaceae
Source: the annotation of a GenBank genome assembly
UAAAGACACCCAUUUCUGCAAAUCUAGCUUUCCUAAAAGGAUAAGCAAGAAACUAUAUUUUCCCUUGAACAUGUUUCAUUCACAGUGCAUACAUUUCAAGAGCAGUAGUACAAAGAUGUUUACAUGUAAAAAAAAUUAGCAAACAAAGUCUUCAAGUAGCAAUUUAGAAAAGAAGAACAAAAGCAAAACACUUGUUUACACGUUUCACGAAUCUUACAAGCAAUUUAACAAAUCGUUAGGCUUCUGAAUCUACACAAGUAGAUAUUUGCAAUGUAUAAUUAAAAGAAACACAAUCCCUAUGGUCUUCUCCCUCACAUUCUUCUUAUCCAGGCAUUCCCGAUGUCCCAGAGUAGUCGGAUGCAAAGCAAACUUCUGAAGCGGGCUAGGUUAGAUAUUUUGUCUCCAGACUUGAGCUAAAAAGUUUGAUUGGGCUUGCGUAUUAGAUAUCAUUAAAAUUUUAAAAUAACCUACUUAUUUGAAAUGGGACAGCGGAGUGAAUGAAAUAUUUUAUAGGUAUCUCGGUCAAGUCCCAUUUGAUACCAGUAUGAGACCGGUUCAGGAUGAAAAAAUUGGAUCCUAAAUAGAUUGAGCUAGUUCCGGAAUGAUAUCAGAUUUUUGGUUUGCGACACCGGAACCUAGAUUAUUGCCCACCCCUAAGUAUGACCGUAUGAGCUUCCUAAACCUCUCUCCAAGUAAAACAGGCUUUGAGUAAAAUAAAGAGAGUAAAAAACAACACAAAAUAAAAAGGAUCGUGGGAAAAAAUCAACGUGGAUCAACUUGAACCGGGAAAAACGAGAAAUAGAAACCAGAGGAAAAAACAGAGUAUUUCUUUUAGUGCAAAACGAAUUAAGAGAAGAAUAAAAAAACAAUAAAAAUAAACAACAAAGCAAUGGAUGGAGAAAACAGAUGAAAGGGGUUCAAACAGCGGAUGGAUGGAAGAACUGCAGAAGGAGAAGAAAAAGAUGCAUCAGGUCCUGUCGUGCAAUCGUGAAGAAAAAGACCGGCUGAAUUUUGUGGUUGCUGAGGGUAUUAUCGUCCACUCGAUUCAAAAUUACUCCUAAUUAGGGUUUAAAAACCUCUAAUUCCUCAACCCAAACCCAAAGGCUCGAAUUCCUACUUGUAUUCAAAGACUGUUUUCAUCGUAUAUAAGUCUUAUUAGCUACGGUCUCGCCUUCUCUACGGGAUAAACAUUCUGAUCGAUCUGCUGUUAUUCAUUCCUAUAAUGUCUAGUUGUCGUAACAGGGAAACAGUAAUAAGCGACCUGCCUGAUGAGUUAAGGGAAAAAAUAUUUGAUUGCAUGUCCACUCUAGACACCGCCAGAAGUGCUCUGGUCUCAACUCAAUGGAGGGAUGCUUGGUACCGCCGAGAUCGGCUCGUCUUUGAUCAGGCCUUCUUCGAAAGCAAGCCUUCUUCGAAUAAAGAAGGCUUGUCUAUGACGAGCCUAAUAUACAACAUUCUCAUUCUCCGGUCUGGACCUCUUAAGAAAUUUACGUUGCAUAUUCUUCGCUCAUGUGGAUCUGAUCCUUGGAUCCAGCAGCUUGAUAUAGACCGGUGGUGUCUUUAUCUGUCCAGAAACGGCAUUGAGGAACUUCACCUCUCUGGUCCUCAUUCCGGACCAAAAUAUAAGAUACCAUCCUCUCUAUUCUAUUGCAAGACCAUCAAGCAACUGAAUCUUGAGGAAUUCACUUUUGACUUGCCGGUAAAUGCUCCGCGUGUAUUAUUCCCCGGGUUGAAGUCAAUAAGUUUUAAAGGUGUUUGGUUGAGGGGUGAUAAUAAGGGACUGCUCUGCAGUAGCAUGCCGAAGCUUGAGAAGCUAGUUUUGUUCCAUUGUUAUGCUACUCCUAAUUAUAAAAUCACCGCUCCUGAACUUAAAAGUUUGACCAUGUGUGAAUAUUCAACUCCCGGAAGGAUAUGGCUGACGCUUCAUUUGAGCUCUAUUAAGACCCUUUGCAUCUAUUUGACUUGGAGAUAUUACUAUAAGGGUACAACUUAUACGCUGGACUCAACAGCCUUCCCAAUUGCGCUCAAUCUGCAAGAAAUCAAACUUCAUGGCUUCUGUUUUGAUACUGACUACCAUCUUAAGUAUGUUCUCCAAUUGCUUAAUAAAUCCCCCAAGCUAUGCGUGUUGGAGAUUGAGUUUGAGAACAUGAUUAAGUUUGAGAAAAGAUCUGAAGUAGCUAAUCCAACACUUUUGGAGAAUCUUAUUGAAACUGAAUUGAAGAUGCUUGAGAUAGUGAAGCUCAACCGAUUCCAAGGAUCCGAAAUAGAAUUAUGCCUUGUGAAAUUACUACUGUCAAACUCGCCUGCACUCCACCAUGUUGCUAUUCAUGAAGAUCUAAAUAUCAAUGCAUCUUUGGCUUCUGAGGCCACAAAGAAAAUUUUAAACUUUCCCUGUGCGUCUCCCAAAGCACAAAUUCUCUACAAUUCAAGGAUCUGAAUUCCUUUAAAAAAUAGUUCAAAUCAUGGCUAGUGGUAUGAGUGUCCUAUUAUCAUAAUACGGAUUACGGAGUAUAUUAUUCACUUGCAAAAUAUUUUAGCUAGUUGAUUUGGCUGGUUUGGAGUAUGUGACUAUAUGUAUACCCGUCGGUCCAUGCAUGGUAAUGCAUGUACAUGGUAAUUCAUGGUACUUAUUUGGUGUUUUUCAGCCACAUUCUCGGCAUUGGUUGUGAGAUUUCUUCACAUAUAAUGAGGGUAUUUGAUA